UGGCCUGUUUACCUUUUGGCCAAUUUGCCUACUUCCACCGCCAUACUUCCCUCCAACUCUUCUUCCGUCAUCGGGCCUCCUGGUGUAUCUAAUAUUUCUUUUGGGAAUGUCAACGAGUUUUCUGAGCCCGAACCUCUUGCCUGGUCUGGCGAGCCAGUCAUUGUCAAUCUGACUGAUCCAUCCACCCCAUCAGGUGGCUUUGUCUACUCCGAUCAGACCGGACAUACCUGGCCUCCCUCAAGACAUUCCGUAGAUCUCUCAUCUGGUGCCGGUUUACCUGCUGAUGAGGGGCUUGCCAAUUAUGCUUGUUCAUGUCCCUUUAUCCGUCCUAUCGAACUUGCAAUUCUUAUCCUUCUUUCACUUCACAAAUUUUGGUUUCCCCAGGAUUCCGGCCUUGUUUCUUUGGAGUGCAUUACGGAAUACCGACAAUAA
Messenger RNA from Protopolystoma xenopodis, 432 nucleotides. The record is from the annotation of a GenBank genome assembly. Lineage: Eukaryota; Metazoa; Platyhelminthes; Monogenea; Polystomatidea; Polystomatidae.